GCGGCUGCUCAGCGGUGCCGGGAGCGCGAGGGGGCCGUUCCCUCCGAGCGCCUCGCCUGGAGCCCCUCCCUGCCGCCUCCGCCGCGCUCCCGCCCCUCGGGCCGAGGCUGUCACCGCGCCUGCCGCCGGGCGCCGCCAGCAUGUUUGACAGGACGCGGUUGCCCUUCGUGGCGCUGGACGUGCUCUGCGUGCUGCUGGCUGGCUUGCCUUUUGCAAUUCUCAGUUCACGACGUACCCCCUUCCAGAGAGGCGUGUUCUGUAGUGAUGAAUCCAUCCGGUAUCCAUACAAAGAGGACACCAUUUCUUAUAAAUUAUUAGCAGGAAUAAUUAUUCCUUUCAGUGUAAUUGUUAUAAUCCUAGGAGAGACUCUCUCGGUCUUUUAUAAUAAUUUACACUCAAAUUCAUUUGUCAGAAAUAAUUACAUAGCCACUAUUUACAAAGCCAUUGGGACCUUCAUUUUUGGGGCAGCUGCUAGCCAGUCGUUGACAGACAUUGCCAAGUAUUCCAUAGGUAGACUGCGUCCUCACUUCAUUGCUGUGUGCCAGCCCGACUGGACACGGAUAAACUGCAGCCUGGGCUACAUUGAGAACUUCACUUGCCAUGGGGACAAAGCAAAAAUCAAUGAGGGAAGACUAUCAUUUUAUUCUGGCCAUUCUUCAUUCUCCAUGUACUGCAUGCUCUUCGUAGCACUUUAUCUUCAGGCAAGAAUGAAAGGAGACUGGGCAAGGCUUGUACGUCCUACCAUACAAUUUGGUCUCAUUGCUGCAUCUAUCUAUGUGGGUCUCUCACGUGUUUCUGACUACAAGCAUCACUGGAGUGAUGUUUUAACAGGACUUAUCCAGGGCGCAGUGGUAGCUGUGCUCAUUGUUGUAUAUGUGUCAGACUUCUUCAAAGUGAGAGGAUGUACAUUUCAACCAAAAGAAGACUCCCAUACAACCCUACAUGAGACUCCAACAAAUGGAAAUCACUUUGGCAGCAAUCAUCAACCAUGAAGAAUGACGUGUAUCACCUACAUUGCUCUGAAAGAAAACAAUUUCACAAGUCUAACUCUGUAAUAUAAGUAAUCACCUUUAAGGGACUGCUGCUGCUCUUGGAUGCUCACCUUACCUGUAUAUAGUGACAUCUACCACAGUUAUUGUACAUCUAAACUUUAAAUUUCUGUUGGUUCAAGCUUUUGCUUAAAAAGAAAGCUAUUACAAUUGUAAAUUUUUAUUGAAAACUGUAACAAGUUAUAUUACAUACACUGCUAUUUGUACAUGCCUUGUUGAAUCAACUGUGGUUUAAGUAAACACCAUUAAAAGGAAUUACUUGAUAUGGAA
Molecule: messenger RNA, 1319 nt
Organism: Poecile atricapillus (Black-capped chickadee)
Lineage: Eukaryota; Metazoa; Chordata; Aves; Passeriformes; Paridae
Gene: PLPP1
Product: phospholipid phosphatase 1
Exons: 6
Coding region: 141-992 (283 amino acids)
Biological process (GO): phospholipid dephosphorylation; phospholipid metabolic process; signal transduction
Molecular function (GO): phosphatidate phosphatase activity
Source: RefSeq, a predicted model, not a curated record